CGGGGACAUUAAAUUCUGAUGUGCCAAGGGACCUUGACCUGCCAUUGAAGGAUCGUUUCUACAUUCAGCCAUUGACUCCAGCAGAGGCAGCACAAAGGGCAAAGGAGUCAGCCAAGGAAAUCCUUAAUGUUAAGGAACUGAUAGACAAGAAGGCAUGGCCUUAUGUCCAGAAUGACCUUCGUCUAAAGGCCUCAUAUCUCCGGUAUGACCUCAACACAGUCAUCUCUGCCAAGCCCAAGGACCAGAAGAAACCUCUCAAAGAUCUUAUUGGAGAUCUCUUCAAGACCAUUGAUGAUUUGGACCAUGCUGCAAAGAUAAAGAGCACUCCUGAAGCAGAGAAGUACUAUGCAGCUACUGUGUCUAAACUAAAUGAUGUACUCUCCAAGAUUGGUUAAGGAGAAUUCAGUUUCUGUACCUUUUGUUGUGGUGUAAUGUUUAUUUCUGCCUCUAUGAGACAGUUUGAUUGUAAUUUGAAGGGAAUUCAAUGAAGAUCAAAAGGUGGAAAAAAGUCCUUCCCUUCUCUCCAA
Messenger RNA from Macadamia integrifolia, 527 nucleotides. RefSeq names its product oxygen-evolving enhancer protein 3-1, chloroplastic-like. The record is from RefSeq and is a predicted model, not a curated record. Gene Ontology annotation, molecular function: calcium ion binding. NCBI's taxonomy places the organism in Eukaryota, Viridiplantae, Streptophyta, Magnoliopsida, Proteales, Proteaceae. Gene Ontology annotation, cellular component: chloroplast; extrinsic component of membrane; photosystem II oxygen evolving complex. Gene Ontology annotation, biological process: photosynthetic electron transport chain; photosynthesis.